Diaporthe batatas is the source of this 2663-nucleotide messenger RNA. RefSeq lists its product as uncharacterized. The record is from RefSeq and is a predicted model, not a curated record. Bases 1 to 2217 code for a protein of 738 amino acids. NCBI's taxonomy places the organism in Eukaryota, Fungi, Ascomycota, Sordariomycetes, Diaporthales, Diaporthaceae. The transcript is spliced from 2 exons. Gene Ontology annotation, molecular function: beta-N-acetylhexosaminidase activity. Gene Ontology annotation, biological process: carbohydrate metabolic process.
AUGAUUCUGUUGCGAAAACUGUUUGCGUUUGCGGGUUCUGCUGUUGCUCUGCAGACCCUUCCCCCCGUGCAAUGGAUAAAGAGCAAUACGUCAUCCGCUGGGUUCUCAAUCCAAGAAGCCCCCAAGAAAAUCUACGUCGAGAGCAGUUUCGCAGAUCAUGCCGACUCGAAGGGUCUGACGCUCAUCCCUCCCUCCGCAUAUGAGUUCGCCGAGACGUUUCGCCGAGACGUUGCCCAACUCUUCGGCGGCGACUGGACGAUCGAGCAGGUCGACAACUUCCCUGAUUCAGGCAUCUUCCUCGGCUGGUUCCGGGGGGACACAAGCCAUGUGAAGUAUGAAAAUGGGCUUCCGACAGAAGAGGGCUAUGAGCUGGAAGUAUCGGCCGAGACUGUCUUCAUUGGUGGAACGGGUGCUCGUGGCAUGUUCUGGGGAACACGAACCCUGCUACAGGAGCUUCUGAUUGCUAAUGGAACGGCAUUGGCUCCAGGCCGGACAGCUGAUGCCCCCGCUUAUGCGACACGAGGGUGGAUGCUCGAUGCGGGCCGGAAGUGGUACACAGCCGACUUCCUUAAGGAACUAUGCACCUACGCCUCUUUUUUCAAAAUGUCCGAAUUCCAUUACCACUCGAGCGACAACUACCCCUUGAACAGAGGACACAAUGAGACGUGGAAUAAAGUCUACUCUCAUUUCUCGCUGUUCCCAGAGAACCCAGAGCUCCAAGGCAUCAUCGAGCGACACAAUGAGACCCUCUCAAGGCAGGAGUUUGAAGACUUCCAGAGCCAUUGUGCGCAACGCGGCGUUACUGUGAUCCCAGAAAUAGAGGCCCCUGGCCAUGCUCUGGCGAUCACGAAAUGGAAGCCCGAACUUGCGCUGGCAAAGAAGGACCUUCUCAACUUGACACACCCCGAUACCAUGCCCACCGUGAAGGCCAUCUGGGAGGAGUUCCUGCCUUGGUUCCAGACCAAAGAAGUUCACAUCGGAGCAGAUGAAUAUGAUGGUGAACUCGCUGAUGACUACAUCACCUUCGUCAAUGGGAUGAAGGACUGGGUCAACGAGACCUCCGGAAAGGGAAUUCGUAUCUGGGGCACUUACGAGCCGUCUCGAAACCUUACCGUGUCGGACGAUAUCACAAUCCAGCACUGGCAAUACGGACAGUCUGAUCCCGUGCAACUCCAAAAUGAAGGGUACGAGUUGAUCAACUCGAACGACUGGUGGGCCUACAUGAGUCUCAAAAACGACCAUAUGCCGAUUCUGCCAGCACCCUAUCCGCAAUUCUACAACAUCACACGAACGAUGAACUUCGCUAAUGUGCCUGGCUGGCAAUGGGAUCCGCGGCUUUUCAAUCAUGUCAACACCACCGAGCAGCUCCAACCUGGCGCGAGCGGGAAUAGAGGUGCAAUCCUUGCUGCCUGGAGCGACAGCGGCCCAGACGCCACGACGCAGCUCGAAGCUUAUUAUGCCAUGCGUGGUGGAAUACCCGUGGUCGCAGCUCGAGCCUGGUCCGGCGCACGCGGCCUCAAUGUUUCUGCGGAGGGCCUGCCCUCCACUCUUGAGCUCCUCAGCCCAAAUGCCCCGGGCCAGAACCUCGACCGACGGCUUCCUGGCCAACAACGUAGUCUAUCUGCAAAAGACCCGCUCGUGUCGUGGUCACGCCAGCCAAGUGAUACGGCUAACGUGAGCCUCGGCCGAAGCUCGUAUGGCCCACCGUACACACUUACCAUAAGAGCCUCUUCCGCGUUCUCGCUGACUGGGCCCGAUACCUCGCUGAGCAUCGAAAACGUCACGUCGAACGAUACGGAGACCACCACGCUCGUCUUCAAGACUGCCGACAACUGGCCUUACCCACUACGUUCCACUUCAGAAUCGGAUGGCCAUGACCCCGGGCACCCCGGCCGUAUCUGGACUAAUGUGUCCAGCUCCUCACAUGAUCGGGUGUGGGUGAAUGAUGAGUUCAGGGGCCGGUUUGAGGUUUUCAUCUUCGGCGGGAGGAAUACGCUGUUUAGCUGGAGCCAGAUGGCAUUGGUCGCGCCAUUGGGAGGUAUUGAGGGUGGCUUGGAUUCACUCGUUUUGGAGGCUGGGAUUGGGGGGACGGGACAGGCGCCCGGCACGACCCAGACAGAUCCCUCAAUCGCCAAUGGCUCCUUCAAAAUGCCUGAUGAUGGUUCUGGGUGGACGAUAUUGGCGAUAGUAGGAGCUGUGAUGGUCCUCAUACUAUGAACUUGAACGGGCGAUUGUUUCUGUUGAUUCCCAGGCUGUGAUGAGUGCGGCUGACUCUGGCCAUGAGGCAUGCACAGGUCAUGGUCAACUGGUAUGCUUCACAGGGGUACAGCCACAUGCUCCACUCAUGGCUUCAGCCACAGAUAUGGGGAUGUUUUUUGAAUUGCCUUGCGCUGAAGAGGCAACACAAUGGUCGUCCUAUUCCGGGUAAUAUCCUCGGUUGGAACGAGUCGACUACCGGUACAUGUAUAAAUGCGGUCCAAAGUUUGGAGUCUUCUGAAAUUGGGGACCAGCGGUAUUGCUUCAACCGCAGUUGCUUCCGAGGUUUCCCCUCAUCCUGCUGCAAGGUCCCGACUUGAGAACAGCAACGAAGUCUAGUCCAUAGCAUAUUCAUCUUACCAUCGCGUUUUGGACAGCGUGGAAUUCAAUUGAGAGUACCACCUCAG